Ostreobium quekettii is the source of this 2244-nucleotide messenger RNA. The record is from the annotation of a GenBank genome assembly. NCBI's taxonomy places the organism in Eukaryota, Viridiplantae, Chlorophyta, Ulvophyceae, Bryopsidales, Ostreobiaceae.
AUGCCGCCCCUCGCGCGCUCUCCGCCCGGCGCCUUCCUGGCUGCCCUGCUGCUGCUGGCCCUGCCCGGCGCCCUCUGCGCAUGCGAAAACUCCGCCCUGCUCGCCCUGGGCGACGUCAGCGACGGAUUCCGAUCCCUGUUCACCUGCGACACGGCCGUGGGCAGCCUGUCACCGGGGGGCAGCUACCCGCUGCGGUUCGCGGUGCCCGAGGUGGAGGGUCGCAUGCCGGACGUGAUGAUCACGCUCCGCACCGUGGGCGGUGAGGGCGACGCCGAUCUGCUGUGCUCGUCGGUGGAGGAGCUGGCGGGCGCGGCGGAUGCGGUGCCGGGAGUGGGGGAUGCGGCCUGGGCGAGCAGGCACGCGGGCGGGGAGGACUUCGUGUUCAUCUCGAGCGAGUCGGAGAGCUACAGGGUGCUGCAGCUGCCGGAGGUGAACGCGUCUGUGUUCGCGUGCGCAGUAAUUGACAGUGGUCGCAGCCCUACGGAUGAGAGGGGCAUCGACUUCGAGUUGGAGGUGGACGUUGAUUAUUCCCGCCGCAGUUUAAACGAAGAUGAGCGUGACGUCCUGAAUUCCAUAUACGAGCAGUGCUGCCAAGGGGAAGCCUGUCACGAAUGGACGCAGAGGCCGCCGGACAACGCCAGCCUAGCUGCUGGACAGUUCCGCUUCUUGGACUUCUGCCACUGGCAACCCAACGUGUGCGAUAGCAAAGGAUUCCUGCUCCGACUCAGCAUGCGGAAUUUGGGCCUGGAUUGCCGGCUGCCGGCCAGCCAAAUCGCCAAACUGUCCAGACUGCGGAAGCUGGAGCUGGACGGCAACAGGCUGACUGGCGACAUCAACGCCCUGUUGGGCGAGCUCAAGGACUUGGCGCCACGGCUGGAACACCUGGGUCUGCGUGACAACAGACUGGGGGAGGGGUCCUCGGGGCCCACCCCGCUGGGGGACGCCGUCUGCGACUUCGCGACGGCCAGCCUCUCGUUCCUGGAUCUGUCCAACAACUCCGUCGCCGGGCCCAUACCGGACUGCCUGUUCCUUGAGGACAGCGCGCUGGCGGGGCUGCACAUGGCGGACUGCCCGAUCGGAGCCGGUCUCCCGGACGCCUUUUCUGCCCCCAAGCUCCAAGCCCUGACGCUCUCCAACAGCCAGCUGACGGGCCCAUUACCGGCCUCCCUCUCCCAGGCCGCUGCCCUGCGGAUCCUCGACCUUUCCGGCAACGGCCUCACCGGCUCGAUCCCUCCGGACCUCGGGGCACGGCAGCCCCUGGUCCUCCUCGACCUGUCCUCGAAUCGGCUGGAGGGGCCCGUGCCCGACGGACUGGCGGCUUCGCAGACCCUGGCCACCUUGCUGCUGAACGGGAACCGACUGACGGCCCUUCCCGCUGCCUGGACGGUCGAUUCCGAGGCGCUCGAGGUCGUCGACCUGGCGGAAAACAACAUCACGGGCACAUUCCCCACCCCUCUUGCUCGGGCGCCAAACAUCCGCCGAUUCAGCAUCGCCGGGAAUGGAUUCACGGGCACCCUGGCGGCGGUGGGCGGGCUGCUCCCGGCGGCCGCGGACGUCAACCUUUCGCGGAACCACUUCGAGGGUGGCGUGCCGGACGCGUGGGCCACAUUGGGAAUGUUCGCCGCGGCCACUGCCGGCCAGGUCGGCCCGCGGCGGUCUCCCGACGAGCCGCCGCCCGCGCUGGACCUGUCCCACAACGCGCUAAACGGAGGGAUCCCCCUCUGGCUGGUGCAAGCCGCGGAGUCCACGGGCGCCCAGGUGCUCUUGAACGGAAACGAGGUCGGGUGCCCGCCCGGCGAGGAAGGCACCGUGUUCGGCGUGGACUGCUCCGCCGCCGGGGCUGGCGGGCAGUCUCCGGCGUCGGCAGAAUCCGGCGCGUCGGCAAAAUCUGGGGAAUCCGCGGAUCCGGCGAGCUCUGGGGGGUCUGCGGUGUUGGCGGAAUCCGUGACGUCUGCGCCUGGCGGCGGGGGGGCCUCGUCAUCGUCCUCGGCCGCGGCGGGUGCGGUGGCGGGAGUGGUCGCGGGCCUGGUGGCGGUGGCGGCGGCGGCCGCCGGGUACGCCUACUGGAGGGUUCGGCGGCGCCGGUCGCGGGUGCAGCACCUCAAGCAGACGGACAGCCUGGAGGACGCCUUCCCGCCGGACGUGAGGGGGGGCUACUGCCGGUUCGCGGACGCCUACGACUCGUCGGGCACACUGGAACUCGAGCCCCCGGCGCCGGGGAGCAGGUAUCUCGUGCGGGCUUGA